Molecule: messenger RNA, 4797 nt
Organism: Punica granatum (pomegranate)
Lineage: Eukaryota; Viridiplantae; Streptophyta; Magnoliopsida; Myrtales; Lythraceae
Source: RefSeq, a predicted model, not a curated record
UUUUUUUUUUUUGGGGGGGGGGGGGGGCAACCUUUCACUUCUCUUCUCAUAUCUCAUCAUCGUCUCUCUCCGCUUCGUUAAUCUCUGCGAUGUUGAUCUUCCAGGAGGAGGGCUUCUCUCUUCUAACAACCUUAACCUCUUCUCGUCACUCCUAACCUCGUAACUCUCGCUCUUCAGUUGCAGAAAAAACCUAACACCAAUAAUCCUCGUUCUCGGCAAAUGCCCGGUUCUCAGCUUCCCCCCCUCCCCCACCCUUCUUCCCUGCUGAGGUUUCUCGGAAUCGUGAAUUAUUGAAGCCGAAGCUUUCCCUCAGCUCCCUCCGUGCAUCUUUCUAGGUCGAAGAUUUUCAGCUUUAUUCCUCUCUGCUGUAAGGAAAGCCAUUUCCCGGUAAUUAAAGCGAAGCGCUGCUGCGAUUCCUGACUUGAUUUGGGGUUUUUGUGGCUCCGAGUUCUGAGCAAUGCGGGCUCGGAUUUGCUGAAAUUGAGGUGAGGUGUCCGGGUUGCGAGCACUGGGAGUCACUUCCUCCCCGGAAGCUCGAGUCUUUGGAGGAAGGAACAGGAGUUUCGAUCGGAGUCUUCUUCUUAUUUUUUUUUUGGGUUUCGAGCAGUGCGGCUCUGAAUUCGUUGGGAUUUCGAUAAGGAGCUGCCGUUCCGAGAUUUGGGAGUCAGUCGUUCUCCGAAAGUUGGAGCCUUUGGAGGCAAAACUUUCACCGGAAGUUUCUGAUCGGGGGAUUGUAAGGGUUUUUGAGCCAGGAUGAUGUUGUCGGCGUCUCCCACGUCGAUGGCGCGGAGCUCCCUGGAGGAAAUGCUUGAUUCGCUCCGCCGCCGAGAUGAGGCCGAAAAGCCUAAAGACUUGCCGCCUGCCUUGCCCGCGAGGCCCACUUCGAAGGCCCGCCUUCCCUCGUCCAGGCAGCGGUCCUUGCCGAUGAACUUCAAGGUUGAGAAUGGUAAUAGCAAUAAUCCCAUGAACACUAAUAAUCAGCUUGAUUUUACUUCGAGCGAGGUGAAUAAAGCAAAGGAAGAUUCCAAGAGGAAAGAGAAAGAAUUGGGUAGCAGUAGGAGCAGUUUUGGGAGCAAGAAAAUGAAGAAAGAUCCGAAUGUGGAGUCCCCUUACGGAAUUGAUGUAGACGAGAGAAAAGGGGGGAUCGGUUGUCACACAGUUGGGUCAGAUGCAGAUUCGGGUUUGGCUCCGAGGAUAAAGGAGCCGGACUGGGAAGAUAACAUUGGCUACUUUAUCAAGAAGAAACUCUCUAUUUGGUGCCGAUUAGCUAGCGGCCAGUGGGAGUUGGGAACGAUAUUAUCAACUUCAGGAGAAGAAGCUUGUGUUUUGCUUUCAAACAGAAAUAAUAUUAAAGUGCCAACGGGAGAACUUCUACCUGCAAACCCUGAUCUCCUUGAGGGUGUAGAGGAUCUUAUACAGCUUAGUUAUUUGAAUGAGCCAUCUGUACUUCACAACCUCCUGUACAGAUACUCCCGGGAUAUGAUUUAUAGUAAAGCAGGGCCGGUAUUGAUCGCAAUUAACCCGUUUAAAGAUACACAAAUUUAUGGGAGAGAUGUCAUUGCAUCUUAUAGACAGAAAACUGCUGGUAGCCCUCAUGUUUACACCAUAGCAGACACUGCUUAUAAUGAGAUGAUGAGAGAUGAAGUAAAUCAGUCUAUCAUCAUAAGUGGUGAAAGUGGAGCAGGAAAGACAGAAACAGCCAAAAUCGCAAUGCAAUAUUUGGCUGCUCUUGGAGGUGGCAGUAAUGCUGGGAUAGAGCACGAGAUCCUUCAGACAAGCUGUAUACUGGAAGCAUUUGGAAAUUCAAAAACGUCCAGAAAUGACAAUUCUAGCAGAUUCGGAAAGUUCAUUGAAAUCCACUUUAGCACAUCGGGCAAGAUUUGCGGUGCUAAAAUCCAAACUUUUUUGCUAGAAAAGUCUAGAGUUGUUCAAUUGGCUAAAGGAGAAAGAUCGUACCACAUAUUUUACCAACUCUGUGCUGGUGCUCCUUCAUCUCUUAAAGAAAGACUACACUUAAAAUUAGCACAUGAGUACAACUACCUACAUCAAAGCGGCUGUUUGACGAUUGAUGGGGUUGAUGAUGCAAAAAGAUUUCAUGACCUUUUGAAAGCAUUGGAUAUAGUGCGGAUACCAAGAGAAGAUCAGGAACAGGCGUUUGCAAUCCUCGCUACAGUUUUAUGGCUUGGGAAUGUAUCAUUUCAAGUAAUUGAUAAUGAAAAUCAUGUGGAUGUGGUAGCUGAUGAAGCUGUCACCAUUGCUGCAAGCUUGAUGGGCUGCAGAGCUGAAGAUUUGAUGUUGGCUUUAUCUACCCGUAAAAUUGUAGCUGGGAAAGAUAGCAUUUCUAAGAAGUUGACUCUGCAGCAGGCAAACGAUACGAGAGAUGCAUUGGCAAAGUUUCUCUAUGCUGGCUUGUUCGACUGGCUCGUGGAACAAAUAAACAAGUCACUUGCAGUGGGGAAACAAUGUACUGGAAGGUCCAUAAAUCUCUUAGAUAUUUAUGGGUUCGAGUCCUUUAAGAAAAACAGCUUUGAGCAAUUCUGUAUUAAUUAUGCAAACGAGAGGCUGCAACAGCAUUUUAACCGACAUUUGUUCAAGCUGGAGCAGGAGGAUUAUGAAGUGGACGGAAUAGAUUGGACUAAAGUUGAUUUCGAAGAUAAUGAGGACUGUUUGAACCUGAUUGAAAAGAAACCAUUGGGUAUUCUAUCUUUGUUGGACGAGGAAUCAAAUUUUCCCAAAGCCACUGAUUUGACCUUUGCAGACAAACUCAAGCGGCAUCUAAAAGAUAAUCCUUGCUUUAAAGGCGAAAGAGAUGGGGCUUUCUGCCUUCGUCACUAUGCUGGAGAGGUUCUAUAUGAUACGAGUGGUUUCUUGGAGAAGAACAGAGACUCCGUGCUUGUUGAUUUAAUUCAAUUCCUCUCUUCGAGCACUUGCCAAUUGCCACUGUUAUUUGCAUCAAGAGUAUUCGGUCAAUCCCCUACAGCAGGAAGCCCAUUGAAACACCCGAGUUCAAUUGAUUCUCAGAAACAGAGCGUUGGUAUGAAGUUCAAGGGUCAACUUUUUAAGCUUAUGCAUCAGCUGGAGACUACGAAGCCUCAUUUUAUACGUUGCAUAAAACCGAAUACGAAACAGCUUCCAGGUCUCUAUGAGAAGGACCUUGUCUUACAACAGCUCAGGUGUUGCGGAGUUCUAGAGGUUGUCAGAAUAUCGAGAUCGGGAUACCCAACUCGAAUUCCUCAUCAGGAAUUUGCUGAAAGGUAUGGGUGUCUACUUUUGGAUACAAAUGUUUCGAAGGAUCCAUUGAGUGUAUCAGUGGCAGUCUUGCAACAGUUCAACAUCCUUCCUGAAAUGUAUCAAGUUGGUUACACCAAGUUGUAUCUUCGAACAGGGCAGAUUGCUGCACUGGAGGACAAGCGGAGACAAUUUCUGCAGGGAAUAGUUGGUGUGCAGAAAUGUUUCCGAGGUUGCCAAGCUCGUCAUCAUUUCAGCGAACUUAAAAACGGGGUGACUGCUCUUCAAUCAUUUGUCCGUGGAGAAAUUGCACGAAGGAAAUUCCAGGCUUUGAAAAAGAAAGGCAGAACUUCUGCUCCUGAAACAUCACUUGAGGCGCCACAGAAGGAAAUAAUAUACAUACAGUCCGCAAUACGUGGAUGUUUAGCUCGUAAACAAUUGGAUCACUUGCGCAAGAUGAACACAUUAGGUUCCGAGACUUGGAAGCCUAAAGCCAAGUCUAGCAAGAAAACGUCAGAACUGAAGUUCAUGCAGGAUGCAACAAAGGAACAGGUUCAGGUGCUUCCGACUGCAUUAGCGGAGCUUCAGAGGCGAGUCCUUAAGGCAGAAGCAACUCUUGAACAAAAAGAAGAGGAGAAUGCUGCAUUGAGAGAGCAACUCCGACAGUAUGAGACAAAAUGGUCGGAUUACGAGGCGAGGAUGAAAUCUAUGGAGGAAACGUGGCAAAAGCAGAUGGCGUCCUUGCAGAUGAGUCUAGCUGCUGCAAGAAAGAGUCUCAUAACCGAAGAUCAUAAUUCAGUCCCGACGAGAAAAUUCGAGGCUCCCAAUUCCCCUCGUGAUUACGACUCCGAAGAUACCGCCUCCAUGGGAUCUCGGACUCCAGUAGGAACUGGAAGCAUGCCACUCAAGUUUUCCGCUGCUAUUCCCGACAUCCGAUCUGGUCGGGAGACCAACACCAAUGGAACCUUAACUGCUGUCAAUGAUCUCAUCAAGGAGUUCGAGCUAAGGAAGCAGACAUUCGAUGAGGACGCCCGAUCUCUGGGCCAGGAGGGACAUAAACCCUCAGAGCUUUUGGCCUAUAAUGCUAAUCCCGAGGAGGAGCUCAGGAAGCUGAAGGCGAGAUUCGAGUCUUGGAAGAAGGACUACAAGGUGCGGCUGAGGGAGACCAAGGUGCGGCUCCACAAGCUCGGGCACUCUGACGCUGAUAAACGCCGUAAGUGGUGGGGGAAGAUGAGAUAAUUACCAUUGUCUUGCAUGUGCUCAUGCCCGUCUGUAACUCGUAGUACUGACCGCGGUUUCCCUUUGGGUGGCUUAGAGAGGUGGAAGAUAACUGACCCAAAAAGGGCUUGCUUCGGUCCCACUCUUCCCAUUCUAAGCAUCCCGGCCGGGGUUUGUAGGGAUAGUUUUUAGAGGAGGGUGGAUAGAGAGGUGUGUGUCCCUACACCUCCCGAUCUUCGACAAUCGGGAAGUGAUGGCGAUGAGAGUUUUGUGUAUAGCAAAAAUAGUUUAUUGUUUAUGUAGGUUGUAAAUUCUGUUGUUUGUUAAAUUAAUGUUACUAAGCCUUCUGUA